Molecule: messenger RNA, 1421 nt
Organism: Tribolium castaneum (red flour beetle)
Lineage: Eukaryota; Metazoa; Arthropoda; Insecta; Coleoptera; Tenebrionidae
Product: serine/threonine/tyrosine-interacting protein
Exons: 3
Coding region: 142-894 (250 amino acids)
Biological process (GO): regulation of ERK1 and ERK2 cascade; negative regulation of protein binding; negative regulation of SCF-dependent proteasomal ubiquitin-dependent catabolic process
Cellular component (GO): cytoplasm; nucleoplasm
Molecular function (GO): F-box domain binding; protein tyrosine/serine/threonine phosphatase activity
Source: RefSeq, a predicted model, not a curated record
AAGUGAGCAGAAGAUGCUACUCCAUUACUGCACAUAGAAAUUAAUUAAUUUCUAAAUUAAUAUUUAACGAAGGAUUAAUAUGCCAUAAUUGUGAUAAAGUAUUAACCAAGUGUUGUCUAAAUAUCGUGUGGAAUUCACACCAUGUUGGACGUUAACUCCAGUUCAGUGAAAUUUCAACAAGAUGAGCCGAUGCACGAGAUGCCCACGCUGCAAUGUAGCGAAUGGACGUACACCAUGAGGAGAAAUAUGCAAGAAAUCGUCCCGGGGCUGUUCCUGGGUCCGUACUCCUCUGCUCAAAAGCACUGCCUAAAGACACUCCGAGACCACGGCAUUUCGCACAUAAUUUGCGUCCGACAGGACAUAGAAGCCCAGUACAUCAAGCCCCAAAUCAAUGAUCUCUCUAUAACGUAUUUAACUCUAAACAUAGCGGACACAGCCACCGAAAACAUCAUCCGGUUCUUUCCCACUGUGAGGCAAUUCAUUGACGAGGCGUUUCAGCGGAACGGCAAGGUGUUGGUGCACGGCAACAACGGCAUUUCCCGCAGCGCCACUUUAGUCCUAGCGUACAUUAUGGAAAAGUAUGGAUUGAGUAGCAAGGAGGCUAUUGAGUGUGUGAAACAACGACGAGGGUGCAUUCAUCCGAACGAGGGUUUUUUAGCACAAUUGAUUGAGUAUGAGCCGAUUUAUAAAGCGCGACAAACUCUGGAAAAGGGCGAGACUUCGAACGAUAACAAACGCCAGAAACGUAAGUCCGAGCAGCUUUGCGAAAGUAUAGACUAUGAUCUCAUCCAACCGCCUCCAAGUCCGAUUUCCGAUAACAAUAACCACGUCAUUAACUGCCAACCGGACUUUUCCAACCACUUGUAUAAACUGUGGAUGAUGAAGAAAAGUUAAAACUGUUGAAUCUCUUGCUUCUGUUAGAAUUUUUGUUAUGUUGUUUUUACUUAAGUUCCGUAAGUUUAAUAUGUUGAAGUUUUUAUUUUUGUUGUUCGUUUAUCCUUUGGAAAUUUUUCUUCAGAGUGCCAUUGCGUUUAUUUGAUAAAUUCCGUCUUGAUUACUUACAAAGGGAGAUUUCAAGUUUCAAGUGAAAUUUCUCCACCAAUACUCAGAACUAGUCAAACGUUGCGUUGUUUAAUUUUGUAUUGAAUGACUCAAUUGGUUAAUUUAAUGAAUUAGCGUUGGAGGAAUUGUGUGGAGCACAAUUAAACUAGUUUUAUAACCUGCAUAAUCCAAUGAGUGUCUGUAGAGAUUCCUCAUGAAACUGAUAUUUAUACUGUAUUAGUAUUUUUCCAGCUAUGUACAUAAAAAUAGUGCCUAUUUCUAUGAAACUGUAAAUUGAUAAAUUAGUCUAAAGAGCCUAUUUUUAUACUUUUGUAACAUUUGUUUCGUUCCUGAAAUAAAUAAUAUGUUAAGUGUUACAA